This is a messenger RNA of Gregarina niphandrodes, 375 nucleotides long. Its product is annotated as 40S ribosomal protein S20. Gene Ontology annotation, molecular function: structural constituent of ribosome. The record is from RefSeq and is a predicted model, not a curated record. The transcript is spliced from 2 exons. Gene Ontology annotation, biological process: translation. Lineage: Eukaryota; Apicomplexa; Conoidasida; Eugregarinorida; Gregarinidae. The coding region runs from base 1 to 375 and encodes 124 amino acids. Gene Ontology annotation, cellular component: ribosome; cytosolic small ribosomal subunit.
AUGUCCAGCUACCAAAAGAAGUUCCAGCAGGAGUCGGCUCAUCCGGACGCGCAACCCGAACCCGAGCAACGCAUCCGUCUCACCCUCCACUCCACUGACUUGAAGGCCAUCGAAAGAGUAUGCACUGACUUCGUGCGGGCAGCUCAGACCAAGAAAUUCAAGACUUGCGGCCCAGUCCGUCUCCCCGUCCGCAAGCUUCGCAUCACCACCCGCAAGACCCCUUGCGGCCAGGGUUCCAAGACCUGGGACAAAUUCGAACUUAGGAUGUAUAAGAGGAUCAUUGACAUCUUCGGCACCUCCGCCCAACUCAACUCCAUCUCCAACUUGGCUCCCGUGGAACACAACGUCGAUGUCGAAGUCGUGCUCUGCGAAUAA